Messenger RNA from Perkinsus marinus ATCC 50983, 465 nucleotides. RefSeq lists its product as hypothetical. The record is from RefSeq and is a predicted model, not a curated record. The transcript has a single exon. NCBI's taxonomy places the organism in Eukaryota, Perkinsozoa, Perkinsida, Perkinsidae. Bases 1 to 465 code for a protein of 154 amino acids.
AUGUAUUACGUAGCUCAUGGUAUCUGUCGCCGCGCAGAUUGCUCUUAUAAGCACGAGAAACCACCAUUGGCCGAGUCCUUACCUACAUCUCUUCCGACUGCCAAAGUCUGCACUACUACCACUCCUACGUUACCUGCUCACCGUACUCUACGGUGCCCCGCCUUCCAGACGUUGCGUCUCGAAAUCGACACAGGUUGCAAUCACUCUCUCAUUACUCAUACCGCUGCUCUUCAUCUACAACAGUACCUACCUGAUGCCACUAUCAAUCUAAUCGAUCCGGUCUCCUUCACCACAGCUAGUCAUGAACAUGGCCUUCAAGCACACUGUGUCCUUGACACCACCCUUACUGUCCUCGAUUCCUCUGGUACUUCCUGCGAAGUCUCUUGGUCCCCAUAUAUCACCCACCUACCUCUAGCUGGUUUCUCGGAUGGUCUUCUCGGUCUUGAUCUAAUCAAUUUCGACUAG